Messenger RNA from Malus domestica (apple), 1744 nucleotides. RefSeq lists its product as uncharacterized. The record is from RefSeq and is a predicted model, not a curated record. Gene Ontology annotation, molecular function: ubiquitin protein ligase activity. Gene Ontology annotation, biological process: protein ubiquitination. Gene Ontology annotation, cellular component: cytoplasm. Lineage: Eukaryota; Viridiplantae; Streptophyta; Magnoliopsida; Rosales; Rosaceae.
UUUCCUCCCACAGAAAAUCGAAGCGCAAAAGCCAGAGAGAAACGACGAAAGAAAACCAAAACGACAUGUCGAUGGCGGAGGUCACCUUCUUCCACCUCCGCGACCCAGACGACGAGCCUCCCCACCUCACCUAUCGCGCCCAUCGCGACUUCGACCUCGACCUCUACUUCUCCGAUCCCGAUUUCCCGUCCUCCGAUCGCUCCCUCCGCGCUCCCCGCAUCGUCACCGUCCGCGAAGAUGAAUCCGACGACCCCGACGGCGACAUCUUCUCCCAGUACCAAUCCACCGUCCACGUCAUCCGCAACGACGCCGUCUCGGGGGAGCCCAAUUCCGCAUCCAACCGGACCGACACAUCCGGUUUGCUGAACCGCCGCGAGAACCAGGUCAAUUUCGUCAUGGAUCUGUUCCAGCAGCGGGUCGAGCAGUCGUCUCAGGUAACCGCUCGCAGUCCCCUUUUGGUUUAUGAAGAUAUUGACGAGGAGGAUCGUAGUUUUGGGGUUAUUGAGUCGAAUUGCGGUGUGGGUAUGGAGGGUUUGGACCUCGAUUUGAGUUUAGGGUUAGGGUCGGGAUUGGAUUUUGGGCAUUGUUUGGAUGGGGACGGGAUUGAUGAUCCCGAGGAGGAGGAUUUCUUCGUGGGGAGGAGGGUUUGUAGGUCUGAAUUUGGUGAGGAAACUUCCAAUUUAAGUAGGGCUGAUGAUGAUGCUUACGAGAAUUGCGUGAGGCUGGUUGAGGUUGGGACCGAUUCGGAGGACGAUGAGAACGGGGUUAUUGGGAUUGAUUUGAAUUCCGGGGAUGAGUAUGGCGCGGAGGAUCAUGUCCAUGGAGAGAAUGAUGUUGAUACGAGCAUCCCGCUGCGUUGGGAUUCGCUUAUUUUGGAGGACCAUAGGGAAAGUAACGAAGAUUUCGAGUGGGAGGAAGUUGACGGAGGGGUUGAUGAGAGAGAGGUCUUCAGUAUGUUUAUUGCUCCCGACAAUGAGGAAUCAGGACCGGUGGCAGUUUCAGUUUCGGCAAUGAUGGCGCCGGAAGAGGAAGUGAAUGUGGAGAGAUAUGAGCAUUCGGAAAGUUUGGAAUGGGAGGUUUUGUUGAAUUCCAAUACUUGGGACAUAAAUCCAGAUGUUGUGCCUUAUCUCGACGAUGACUAUAUUCACACUGCAGAAUAUGAUAUGUUGUUUGGUCAAUUCUCUGAGAACGAGAAUGCGACAACGGGCAGGCCUCCGGCUGCCAACGCUGUGGUUGAAAGUCUCCCAUCCGUAGUUUUAACUCAGGAGGAUGUGGAAAAGGGUAAUGCAGUCUGUGCUGUUUGCAAGGAUGAGAUGAAAUCGGGGGAACAAGCAAAGCAGCUACCUUGCACGCAUCGGUACCAUGGUGACUGCAUUGUGCCGUGGCUACGCAUAAGGAACACAUGUCCUGUUUGUCGACAUGAAUUGCCCUCCGAUGACGCUACCUACGAGCGUAGAAGGAACCCAAGGCUUGCUCGUGGGUCGAACAAUGGUCAGGCACUCUUUUGAGAUCUUUCUCCGGCAUUAGGUUUUCGAAAAUGUAGAUACUGCUGUGGUACAUGAUGCUUUGUUAUGUUUUGAUGGGAGUAUCAGAAAAAGUUUUAUGGUUAGAUUACUUUUCAUGGCUGUCAUGUUAAUUUUUUCUAUCAGCUUAUACAUUUUUUGUUAUGCUUGUUCUUGUUGGAGGAUGAUUGUCAUGCAAAUAUGUAAUAAUAUUAUGGUGGGUACUCUUUUUUGGUCUUGUA